This is a messenger RNA of Sitophilus oryzae (rice weevil), 1068 nucleotides long. RefSeq names its product craniofacial development protein 2-like. Gene Ontology annotation, molecular function: catalytic activity. The transcript has a single exon. The record is from RefSeq and is a predicted model, not a curated record. Lineage: Eukaryota; Metazoa; Arthropoda; Insecta; Coleoptera; Curculionidae. The coding region runs from base 1 to 1068 and encodes 355 amino acids.
AUGAAUAUAAAUCAAAAAUCAGUCACCAUUUUUGGAGUCUAUGCAAUUUCUGAUGACGAGCCGUAUCAUAAGAAGGACGAUUUCUUUGGAAAACUUAAUAAGGAAAUAACAAAAAUAGGGAAUGGAAGAGAACUUAUAAUCCUUGGCGAUUUUAACGGUAGAGUUGGACGAAGGACAAACCAUAAAGUAGUGGGCCCACAUGGAGAAAUAACUCUAAAUGAUAAUGGCGAAAGAAUAAUAGAAAUUUGUGAAAGUCACCUAUUAAAAGUCACAAAUGACUUUUAUAAGCACAAGGAUAUACAUAAAUACACUUGGACACAACCAACUAGGAAUCUAAAAUCAAUAAUAGACUACGUCAUAGUAAGACAACAAACAACACUUCAGAUAAAUGACGUACGGACAUAUAGAGGCAUUACAUGUGGAUCAGAUCAUUACUUAGUCAAAGCUAAAAUAAUAUUCCCAUUCAGACGUGACACAAGGGAGGAAACCAAUGGAAAUUAUGAGCAUACCGAACGUAUUGAAUCUAAGCGAUAUAAUCUGGAUAGCCUAAUAACCGGGAGUACCAGACAACUUUACCGUAAAAGAUUGGAUGAAAAACUGAUAAGUAUAACUCAGAACAACAGCGUUGAAGAAAUAUACGCAAAUAUUAUAAGCAGUGUUCACAGUGCAGCGGAAGAAGCUCUUGGAUUAAGAGUCCAGGUUCAAAGUAACAACAUAUGGUGGAAUGAAGAAAUAGAUUGCUUAAUUAAGGAAAAGAAAAACGCGUACAAAAAAUGGUUGAGUAGUAAACAACAACAAGAUAGAGACACAUAUCUAGAAGUUAAAAGAACAACAAGACAAAAAAUAAGAACUGCAAAACGAGAAAUAUGGGAUAAGAAGUGUCAAGAAAUAAAUACCUAUUUGGGAGGAAGGAAGUGUGCCGAGUCAUGGAAGUUCAUAAACAAAGUCAAAACCUCAGAAAAACAAACGGCCAAGCUACAAUUAAUACCAAUGAACAAAUGGAAGGAAUACUAUGAAGAACUCCUAACAGAAAAUAGGCAGGAAUACGCCACAAUAUCACCCACAUAA